Bombus pyrosoma is the source of this 6856-nucleotide messenger RNA. It is a transcript of the gene ATP7, whose product is annotated as copper-transporting ATPase 1. The transcript is spliced from 13 exons. Gene Ontology annotation, cellular component: membrane. Gene Ontology annotation, molecular function: copper ion binding; ATP binding; ATPase-coupled monoatomic cation transmembrane transporter activity. Lineage: Eukaryota; Metazoa; Arthropoda; Insecta; Hymenoptera; Apidae. The coding region runs from base 2937 to 6749 and encodes 1270 amino acids. The record is from RefSeq and is a predicted model, not a curated record. Gene Ontology annotation, biological process: monoatomic cation transport.
UUUCUGAUCCUUUUAUCCGUAUUUUACUUAUCAAAAAAGCGAUAAAAACUUAUCUUUUCACCAAGAAUCGAAAUACAAUAUUAAACAUGAUAUGAUUCAAUAAAUGAAAAAAAAUAGACGCACAAGGCAAUUAUACAGCCGAGAAAUCAAUCCGUUCUAUCUUUCGCUACGUGGAUCUGGAACACCACUUUCUCUCUUGUUCAUGCCAUUCUUAUUCGAUCCAUUUUCAGGUAUAUGUACACCUAGUCACAGCGAAAUCAUGUAUUCGCUUCCAGCUGUUCAACGCGUUCCGUUCUUUGGCCAGUGUACCAUAUUCACUCUUUCGUUCGAUCGAAUUAAUUUCGUUUUACAUCGAACUCUUUUCAACAUAGUUUCGAGUUUUUGAUGACUCCGUCGUUCGUCUGUUUGCGUAUAAAUAUCAUCGACAAUGUGGCAUCGUUCGAACGUAGAUUCAAUGAAAAUAAUUAAACGCGUUCUUCGAUUUCUUUCAAUCUAUUCUCCGGUCAGUUUAGUUGUCACCGAGUAUUCGACACGAGUUUUAUUUUGAAAGAUAGUGCUUUUACGAAGCGGUCGAAGAAAAGGAAACAAGAUAAAGGCUUGCGGUUUUACGUGUUCCCCGCAAUUAUACCACGGUCGUAAAGCCAUCAAGCAUCGAAAAAUAGUUCACCAGCGACAAGUAAUAGAAGCGUGAAGUUAAAGAGAAGAGAAACGAUCCGAUGCGUAUACUUAAAUAUUUACGUGUACGACGAGGAUAACGACGCGAGAAAGCGACAUCGGUUUAGAUACCAUGCUUUGCUUUGUAUAAGUACACAUUGCGGCUCAAAGUCGAACGAACGUCUUUUGCAGUUAGACACCGCUGAACGAAGCGUUUAUUAACGUAUGAAUCGAGGAAAGUAGGAAGAGUGCGUCGUUAUCAGUAUCAGCUGCUGUACAACUGUCGAAUGAGAAAUUAAAAUAACAUAGAGAAAGUGGAAGAAAGGGUAACGUUAGACUGAAACGUGCUUUACCAGAGUCUUCUAUAGUUUCUAUAGAGUCUUGUAAAUAAAGCUUGAAUUCGCUUAUGCAAAAUUUACGCCCGUAAACAAAUAAACAGCAGCGAAACAGACACUGCAGCUGGUUUCCUUGGUUCGAUAUUCUAUGUAAAAGAACUGAUAACGAAGAGUACAUCAUCGGUAUUUUCAUUCGUUACGGUCAUUUUCUUAUGAAGUGGAUUCGUUCGAUGCAUGACGAACAAGAUCAUUACAGGAUAUAUAUAUAUAUAUAUAUAUAUACACACACACAUAUGUAUAUGAUCUUGGGAAAACUGAAGUUCCAUCUAGGAUGAUGAAAUAUCCUUUACCUUUGUGCAAAGUUCACAAGAAAUUAGUAGCGAAACGGUCAAAUUUCCACUAUCAGUCGUUCCCUUGCUUGCAGUUUUACGACAAUAUGAUCGAUGAGAAUAUGAAACUACUUGGGUCAGUACCUUUUCUUUUACUCGUUUCGUAAACCGUUUCAGAAAACUCAACGCUUGAAACGCGAUAGAGCGACAGAAGGUUUUCCUCCUUCUCUUGCUAAUUUGUUUGCAAAAUGUAUAUCGCGCACCAUGCAAUUAACGCUACGCUUACAGCGGAUGCGUGUUCCGACGAAUCAAACGACGAAUAGAUUCUUACGAGUUUAUUAGUAUGUUUGUGCAUUUCGGUCUUCACACGUUUCGUUAAUCAGAGAAAAAGAGAGAGAGAGAGAGAGAGAGAGAGAGAGAGCACGCUGUAGCCAUAACUUAAUAGGUAAUUCGUUGCUACGGUAUAGUAGUACGAACUUAAUUUAAUUUGAGAGACGACGUUGGCAACAUUUAUUUAAUCUAUGGAUAUUUGAUGAAGGGGAGAAAAUCGCGCGCGCAGAAAGUGUGACGAGACGUUUCUCUUUCGACGUUUCAUCUCUUUCCUUUUUCCCUUCCUACGUGUAUGCACUGGUACGCGUGCAAAGCGAGCGUCUGUAUCGCGUCUAUUCCGAACAAUUUCAAUGCGGCUACUGUUACAGUAUCGUUGGAACACUAGUAGAAGGGAAUUUCUAAACUCGAGUAUCGUACGAACGAAGUGAGAAAAGGUCGUGCGCAACUGUCCUUGUAGAGAGGAGUAACGAGCGAUCGAAUAAGUGCCGUGAGCAAAAAGACGGUAUCGCGUAGCAUGGCGAUUAGAGGAGUUAUCAGUCGGUCUGUGAUAUCAAUUCCAGUCAAACACACGAACGCGCGUUUGGUGCGCGCCCCACUCGUCGUCAUUGGAAUCUGUUCGCUUUCAAGGAAUGUGUGAUCUCGAUCUGGCCACAACACUGGCUAAUUGUAUCCAUUGCACGUACAAUUCCGGAAAUCCUUGGGCUGAUCUUAUAAAACGAUCACGGCUACACGACAAAGGAGCCAAUGAUCGCGUUUUUGUGAGCGAUCCGAUAGAUUAUCUCGUUGAUACUUUGGUGUUCGUCGUCCGGUUCCUCCAUUUGUCCAAUCUACGAUUCUUUUUUUUUUUCAAUUUCUUUCGAAAUAUUUAACUUCGCCAAACUGCCUACCCUCGUUACCGCGCUUCCUCCCCGAAAUUUCGAUCGACGCAAGUCAGGACAUUUUUCAUUAGGAAUAUAUCCACCGAUGAUACUUUGCCUUGAUAAAUAUUUUUAACGCGUUCAAAAAUUUCUCUUUCGAUCAUCGCAGCUUUCGUCCGCCUUUUCUUUUCUUCUUCUUCUUCUUCUUCUUCUUUUUCCCCUUUUCGCGAACAAGUACGGACUUGUCGCGAGAUUCGGCUCAGUUUUAUCGUCCCGCGAGCAACGUUUAUCGUUAGAAUGUUUUCGUCUAAUACCUUGACCCAAUGGGAUCGUGAUUAUGCGCAUAAUUCCACGGAUAUAACGGUCGUUCGUUCUUGAAGGAUCUAUAAAACCGCAGAAACGGAAACGUGAUCAUACUUGCAAUUAGAAAGAUGGACAACGAUAGGCAGCCCUUAAUUCGAAAAAGAUAUGGGUCAACGAGCUCGUUUUGCGAUGGGGAGGACGAUACCGAUUACGAAGGCACGACACCGAUGGUGUGCGUUUCUCGGCCGCAGAAAAUGAAAGAUUCCACGAAUGCUUCCACUAUGAAGGUUAAUAUCGAGGGUAUGAGAUGUCAGAGCUGUGUGAAGAACAUCGAGGGAACCAUAGGUGGCCGGCCGGAGGUUUUAAGCGUUAAAGUAAUCCUAGAGGAGAAGCUCGGUUACAUCGAAUAUAAAGCGGGAGAAAUUACGCCGAACGAAUUGGUCGAGGCGAUAGAGGAUAUGGGAUUCACCGCUUCCCUUUGCAGCGACGAAACUAACUCUACUGAAAAGAUACAAAAAAGUGAUUCGUUGCAAUUAACUAUCGGUACUUGUACUGUACAUAUCGAUGGAAUGACUUGUGCGUCUUGCGUUAAAACUAUCACCGAUGGUUUAUCGGAGAAAGCAGGAAUAAAGCAGGCGAACGUUAGUUUAGAGAAGAAGGAAGCUACGGUUUCUUAUAACGAUAAAGUCCUAACGGCUGAACAAAUAUCAGGGUUCGUCGAGGAAAUGGGUUUUAAUUCGUUUGUUAAAGAAGUAAACGGUAAAGUUGUAGGAGAGGAAACACCAAUGAAUUUAUCGUUAAAAAACAAUUCUGCGCAAGAGGAACUUCCGUUGCAAAUGAAUGGGGGAGGUGAUGUAAAGACUCAAAACGAAAUAGCAAAAUGCUUUUUACAUAUAACGGGGAUGACCUGUGCUUCCUGCGUUGCUGCCAUAGAAAAACAUUGCAAAAAAUUAUACGGUGUAAAUAAUAUCUUGGUCGCAUUGAUGGCGGCCAAGGCAGAAGUUGCCUUUGAUCCGAAUAAGAUAAGGGCGAUCGACAUUUCUUCUAGCAUAUCGGAAUUGGGCUUCCCUACUACUUUGAUCGAGGAACUUGGCACUGGAGAGGGAGACAUUGAAUUAAAAAUCACAGGUAUGACAUGUGCAUCUUGCGUGAAUAAGAUAGAAUCGACUGUGAGGAAAUUGCCAGGCGUCCAUUCUGCCGCUGUCGCGUUGGCAACUCAACGUGGCAAAUUCAAAUACGAUGUGGAAAAAAUUGGCGUCAGGGACAUUAUCGAAUGCAUUAACAAAUUAGGUUUCACCGCAAUGUUAUUUAUCAAUAAAGAUAAAGAAAACAGAGACUACUUGGAUCAGAGGGAAGAAAUAAACAAGUGGCGGACAGCGUUCUUAGUGUCCUUAAUUUUUGGCAUACCGUGUAUGUUAGCCAUGACGUACUUUAUGGUAAUCAUGUCUGUUGGUGAAAAAACGCACGAAGAUAUGUGUUGCGUAGUUCCUGGUCUUUCCUGGGAAAACUUAAUCCUUUUCAUAUUUUCUACACCAGUCCAGUUUUUUGGCGGCUGGCAUUUUUACGUUCAAGCGUACAAAGCUUUGAAACACGGUACAACUAAUAUGGAUGUUUUAAUUUCUAUGACGACUACGAUAUCUUAUUUGUACUCAGUUGCCGUACUUACAGCAGCCAUGAUAAUGCAGGAACACGUUAGUCCUCAGACAUUUUUUGACACUCCUCCGAUGUUGUUAGUGUUCAUCAGUUUAGGAAGAUGGUUAGAACACGUCGCAAAGGGUAAAACCUCGGAGGCGUUAUCGAAAUUAUUGUCUUUGAAAGCAACGGACGCGGUCCUGGUUACUUUGGGCCCUAAUAAUGAACUACUAUCUGAGCGUUUAAUCAGUAUAGAUUUAGUACAACGAGGCGAUGUCCUAAAAGUAGUGCAAGGUGCCAAAGUUCCCGUCGAUGGUAGAGUUUUAUCAGGCAAUUCUACUUGCGACGAGAGCCUAAUUACCGGGGAAAGUAUGCCGGUGCCAAAAAAGAAGGGAUCGGUUGUAAUAGGUGGCUCGAUAAAUCAAAAUGGUCCGCUUCUAAUUACUGCCACGCAUACAGGAGAACACACGACAUUGGCACAAAUUGUACGAUUAGUAGAAGAGGCACAAACGAAUAAGGCACCUAUCCAACAUUUAGCCGAUAAGAUAGCUGGUUAUUUCAUACCUCUUGUUAUAGUUGUUUCUAUAGUAACUUUACUCGUUUGGAUAAUAGUGGGAUAUGUAAAUGUAAACAGUUUACCAAUCUCGCACAACGACCAAAUCAAUAAACACGGAAUGAAUAGAGAAGAAAUUAUAUUUCAAUAUGCUUUUCGAAGCGCGCUUUGCGUAUUAGCAAUAGCUUGUCCAUGCGCUUUAGGAUUGGCUACGCCAACUGCUGUUAUGGUUGGUACUGGAGUCGGAGCAUUAAAUGGUAUCUUAAUAAAAGGUGCUGAACCUUUGGAAAAUGCGCACAAAGUUAAAUGUAUUGUAUUCGAUAAGACCGGAACAAUAACACAUGGUAUACCAAUGGUAACAAAGAUAAAUCUCUUUGUAAAUGAAACAGCUUAUUCACUAGCAAAGUUCUUGGUCAUUAUCUGUACAGCUGAAACAAAUAGCGAACAUCCGAUCGCAUCAGCAAUUGUGCGAUACGUGAAGGAAACGAUAGGCUCCGAAGCAACUGGACAGUGCAUGAAUUUUCAAGCAGUUGCUGGUUGCGGACUUAAAUGUAAAGUAUCACACAUUUCAACUACGUUGGCCGAUGCAUUAAAAUCUGAUAAGAUUCUUAACUAUACUAACGAGGUAAAAAGAUUACCUUCUGGAACGCAUAAUUUAAAUAAUGUGUCGAUCGAUGUUACGCCAAUUUCGAGCACGAGACAAAAUUUGGAAUUGUUGCUAAGUCCGGAUUCCCAUGGUGACCAGACUAGUCCUGACGAUGUAUAUGAAAUUUGCGUUGGUAACAGGGAGUGGAUGCGAAGAAAUGCUAUUAAUAUACCACAAGAAGUAGAGUUGAAAAUGGUUACCGAAGAAGAUCUGGGACAUACUGCUGUUUUAGCAGCAGUGAAUAAUGUACUGGUGGCUAUGAUCAGUGUAGCAGAUACGGUUAAACCAGAAGCCCAUCUGGCAAUCUAUACUUUGAAAAAAAUGGGUUUGGAAGUCAUUCUUUUAACAGGAGAUAAUAGAAAGACUGCUGUUUCUAUUGCUAGACAAGUUGGUAUUACUAGAGUAUUUGCAGAAGUGUUACCUUCGCACAAAGUUGCUAAAAUUCAGCGUUUACAAGAUCAAGGCCUAAGAGUUGCAAUGGUAGGAGAUGGUGUUAAUGAUAGUCCUGCCCUUGCACAAUCAGACGUUGGCAUUGCAAUAUCUUCUGGUACGGAUGUUGCUGUGGAAGCUGCCGAUGUAGUCCUCAUGCGAAACGAUCUUCUAGAUGUUAUUGCGUGUCUGGAUCUAUCGAGAAAAACAGUUCGUCGAAUAAGAUUGAAUUUUUUAUUUGCCAGUAUCUAUAAUUUGUUGGGUAUUCCUAUUGCUGCUGGAAUAUUUAGCUCUUUCGGGUUUUUUCUUCAACCUUGGAUGUCGUCAGCGGCGAUGGCAUUAAGCUCAGCAUCUGUAGUUGGUAGUUCUUUGUUACUAAAAUUGUAUCGUAAACCAACGAAGACCACUUUAGAAACACCAGAAUAUUUAUCAGCGAUGCAUGCUCAUUCUACUGCAAGAAUGAUUGAUCUAGAUACAAUAUCUCUUCAUCGUGGUUUAGAUGAUACUGUAAUACCUAUUAUGCAUAGAUCAACAUCGACAUUGUCCAGGCUAUUUAGGAGAUCUAAGGACGAUGUAGAGGGUCGCCUCCUAGGUGAAGAUAUUGAUGAAAUUGAUUUGGUAACAGAUUUUUCUGGAUAUCGAAAAAAUAUAAAGGACCAUACAAACAUAACACCCUUAUGACUUGUAAGGAUCUUCUUUAUAUAAUUCUUAUUCUGUGCAUGUGUGUGUGUGUGCGCGCGCACGGACAUUUUUUUGCCAAUAAUAUAAUAAACUGACAUUUAAUCAAA